Leucoraja erinaceus (little skate) is the source of this 4609-nucleotide messenger RNA. RefSeq names its product stereocilin-like. Gene Ontology annotation, cellular component: cell surface; kinocilium; stereocilium tip. The coding region runs from base 1036 to 3939 and encodes 967 amino acids. NCBI's taxonomy places the organism in Eukaryota, Metazoa, Chordata, Chondrichthyes, Rajiformes, Rajidae. Gene Ontology annotation, biological process: cell-matrix adhesion. The record is from RefSeq and is a predicted model, not a curated record. The transcript has 21 exons.
CACUAUCGUACAACUUUGAAUUGACUGUGGACAUGUAAAGCAGGGACAAAGUAAAUUUCCCUCUGCAGAUAGGCUAAAACACAGGAGCACAGAGAGAAGUAAUUGGUGAAAGGAUUAGAGAAAGAUAAGGAAAAAUAUUUUCACACACAGCCUUGUAGCGCUUGAGAACUUGUGACAGGAAAGAGUGGGAGAGGCAGAAAUGUUCAUUUAAAUGGUUCUUCGAUAUAUUACUUGAAGUCGUGACCUGCAGGAUUACGGAUAUAAUACUGGAAGGCUGGAUUAGAAUGACACAAAUCAGCAGGUUUCCUUCUGAAUCAUAAUUUUUCCUUAGUCUGUGGUGAUCCACUUCGUGUUUUUUUUACGUGAUAAGGUGUAAAUAUUUUAAAAUAUAUAUUAUAGCAGCACUUGGGGUGAAGAUGCUUCAUAUUCCAUGAACAUGUUGCAACUCAAAACCGGUUUCAUCCAAUACCAAAGCAUUAUUGUGAUUUUUAUAUAUAAAGAGAAGAAAUUCCUGGCAAUUCUCAGUCGGGAGGCAUCUGAGGAGAUAAAAACAAAUAAUGCUUUAGGUCUGUUCUGAUGAAAGGUCUUCAACCUGAAAGGUUCACUUUUUCUCCCUCCACAGAUGCUGCCUGGACUGCUGAGUAUCUCCAGGUUUUUUCCGUUUUUAUUUCAAAUUCUUGGUUUCUUUGCUUCUUAAUUGUGAUCUCUUAUUAUUGGGAGCUGGUUCAGGGCCAGUUGUACAAGAAACUGAGGCAUAGAUUAACCUAAUUGGUAGAGAUGCAGAAGGGAGCUAAGGUUUGCAUGUUUUCACUCGGUGAUGGAGGGAUAUGGAACCUUACCCGAACAAUGAUGGAGAUAAAGACCCUGAUCAUAUUUUUUUAAUCUUGAUAUGUUGUAGGGAGUUUGGAAUUAGAUUAGUUUAUAUAUUCCUUAGCAACUAGUAGCUGAUUUGAUGGGUUUACAUGGCAUCCUUCAGUUAUAUAAAUCUAUAGAUGCUAUGGCUUUAAGGCAGAUGCAUUUACUUUGGUCACUCGAAUGCUUUGCAAUGAUGCUGAGCUAUUGACUGGUAUCCAGGGCACAACAGCCUUCUCAUUCACUGUUAUGUUUUUUAAUUCCAGGAUGGCUGUGGUCAACCAGAUUUCUGGGAAGCUGUCUGAUGACCAGAAGGCAGCCUUCGUCCAGUGGAUCCUGGCAUCUGGGAGUUAUAGCAGUGUGUCGGCCUGGCCCUUGAUGUUCCUGACCCAUGUCAGUAACCUGCUAGCAUACCUGCCGUUUGAGAGCUUUCAGCUUCUGUCCCGUACACAGAUUCUCACUGCAUUGGAUAUGCUGUUGGCCAAUAAAUUGACAACAGUCCAGGAAAGGUUUCUCAGCCACACCAUCCUAAAAGGGGAUAAAACAAUUGGAACUUCUGACUUUGAGAGGCUGGGCAGAUUGAUUUGUUCUGCAUCGUCCCAGGAUCUGAAACCCUACAAACAGAAUCUUCAAAUGUUUGUUAUUAUCAAGGAACAGCUGCUGAACUGCAUUGGCGAUGAUAUCUUUGUUCCAAAUGAACUGCUUAGAGAUUUUUUGGUCAGAACAAACGGUAUAACGGAUGAAGGACUCUUGGUAACGAAUGAGUUGUCGAGUAUGAUUAGUCUUCUGCCAAUCCUCGGAUUGUCCUUUAUAAAACAGCUUCACCCUGUGCAGAUCCAAUCCAUACUCCCGGAGCUCAGAACAGUAAACCUCUCUUCUGCCCAGGCAAGGGCAAUAAUUGACAAGAUUCUACAGAAUACAUCUAUUACAGAGGAGUUGCUGGACAGUCUGGGCUCCACUGUGGUUGGCCUCAGGCCGAACACACUGCGAGUCAUUCCACCUGCUCUACUCAUGCACAUCUUGCCCAGCAUGGCAGCGAACGAGGGAAAACUGAGUCCUGUUCAGAAACUGGUGGCUGUAAACAAGCUUUGGGAAUCGGACAAUAUAAAUUUCUUCAAAAAACUGGAUUCUCUUACAAAGGACAUUCCUCUAAUAUCUUUGAGGUCAAAGGUGAAGAUAUUAUUAUCCAAUGCCGAUGACUUAUCACAAAUGAAGUGGUCUGUGCAACAGGCUCAGAUGCUCUUUGGGAAAGUUUUGGAAGCAAAUGGCUACAAUAUUACUGAAGAUAUCUUAAGCUCCCUUGGUUUUGUGGCACAAGGUGUAGACUGUGCAACCCUGAAACAACUUUCCAAGCCCAAUAGAUUCCUGAAGCUGCUGCAAUUCUUCCGAGACCUGCCGAUUGAAUUGCCAGUGUCUCUGAGAAGUUGUCUGUUGGAAGUACUGAACAGCUUUAUCCUCACUGUGGAGACUGUGCAGAGUAUGCAACCUCAACUGCUGCUUGACCUCCAACUAUUGAAAAUUAGAAGAUUUCCCAUUAACAUAACACAGCAGUUGCUGCAAGUAAUUGUGAAAAACCCGAUUCCAUUCUUAAAGCUGCCAAGUUCGAAGCAAAGUCUGAUGGUUGACUGGAUUGUACAAGUACUGAAUUUAUACGGCGGAAGAUUUACCAAAGCAGAGUUUGAUCUACUGGGAUUUGCAAUAGCUUUUAUUGCUGAUGAAAUAUUCAUAGCGAUCCCUAGGAUAGAGAUAAAGAGAAACCUGGUGAAGAUGAAAAAUUAUUGUUUUGAUGGACAGAAGAAGUUGCUGCUGGGAGACAUGUUAACUAAAGACACCAUGUUUGGUGACCCUGUUAACUGGACCUCGCUGAUCUUGGACAAAGUGGAUCGCCUGCUUUUCUUUCUUUCCAUUGAGGAUAUACAAAAACUUCCACAGGAUGUUUUGAUCUUGGAGAGGAUUGAGAUGUUGUUUCACAGCCAAAAGCAAUGGGAGGAUAGUGAGUUUGGUUCCACCUGCCAGCAAACAAUGGAAAAAUCUGAUCGUGAUGAUCUAUUCAGAAAGCAACGAAUAUUAUUACAAACUGCAGUUGGCCUUCUCAACACCAGACAGCGGCAGGCCAGGAAUGACCCUGUCUUGACCUGCAGUGUUAUACGCACCACCCUUCCCUCUGCAUGGACCAUUGAUUUGUUGACUGGCAUGGCGGCCGAUGAUUUCACCAACUGUUUGGAGAUGAUUGGCCAAGACCCAAACUUUCAACCAUUCGAACUGUUUCAACUGCUGGAGAGGGUGAAGCAGAUCUACAGGCUUGUAUCAGCGAUACCACCCCGGGUGAUCGAGCAGCUUGGACGAAUAGCAACCGAGUUCUCAGAAAAGGAUUUGGCGAGGCUGGACCUGUCGGAUCUGGGUGCAGUGGCAGCCCUGGGGAAAACUGCAGAGUGGACCAACAGGAAGCUCACUGUAUUGUUUACAACCUUCCUUCGUGUGAACAGACUCAGUGUGGAGGAGCUGGAUUCAGUCAGUCUGGUUGCUCUAGGCCACAUCAUCUGUGGCAUCAAACUGGCUGACAUAGCUGCAAUAAACCCAGUGGAAUUCAGCAUGGCAGUUCUAUGGAUUGGGAGCCUGAGACUGUCGUGUGAAGAGUCCCAGCUUCACGGCCUGGUCAAGCUCGUCACUCGCACAGAGACGUUCGGAGACGUCAGUCAGUGGCGAGCUGAAGAGUUCAUUGAAAUCGGUUCCAUUGCAUCUGGUCUUCCAGAUAUGGUUCUCUCAUCACUGGUCAAGGAACAAGUUGAAGGACUCAGCCCUAUUGCUAUUGCAACUCUGCCGCCAAAGAAACUCUCAGUUGUAUUUAGUCCUGCGCAGAUUCGCAUGUUUAAUUAUCAGCAGGCGGUGGCUGUGACUCCCGCCCAGUUGAAGGAACUCGGUGAUGUGCAGAAGAAAGCUUUGGACAUGGUCCUCACAUCGUGGCACAGAACAGCAAUUGACAUAAGAGGAAGAUCAUCUGGAAGAAAUCUGUGUGCGAGCUUGAAUGGAGUACUGUUGUGUCUGAUUUGUAGUCUUUUACAUACAAGACAAGAAGCUCGUCUGUAACAAUUAAAAUAUACAUUUAUCUUGUGUUGCCCUAUAUUUGUAUGUACCUUUGUCCAGCUUUGCAUUCACGUGUGGAGCUGACUGCAGAAUUCCAUGUUUGAGAGAUUUUGUACUUGUGAUUCAGACUUUCUCAUUUUUGUUUGCUGAGCUUAGCUCUUUUUUGUUUUACUGAAAUUGUGUGGUUAAAUAAAGAAUUGAUUUUUGCUUUGGAUUAAUUUAACUGUCUCACAAGCAGUUGAUUUUCUGUUGUAAGGUCUGUAUCUCUCUCCACAGAUGCUGUCUGAUCUGCUGAGUGCUCCCAGCAUUUCCUGUUUUAAUUUCAGAUUUCUAGCAUAUGCGUUUUAAAUUUGAUUUUUAACUGUUAUGUAACUGAGAUCUGAGAAAAUAAUCCAAGUUUGUCCAACCACUCCAUACAGCUCAUACUCUAGCAACAUACUGGUGAAUCUAUUCUGCACCCUCUCCAAAACCUUCAUAUCCUUCCUGUAAUGCUCCAAACUUUUAUAUUCAAAGCCUUGACCAAAGAAGGUAAUUUUACAAAUGCCCUCUUCCCCACUCUAUAUAUUUGUGUUGUCACAUCAAAAUAUAUGGAUUUGUAUUCCAAGAUCCCUUUGUAUAUUAGUGCUCCUGAGGGUCCUCCCAAUUAUUGUAUACUAUAUUUGACCUCUCAAAG